AUGCGCGUCAACAAAAAGUUACUCUCCUCCCUCUUCUCCUUGCUGUCCGUCCAGUCCAUCGCCACUGCCCUAAGUAUCACUCCUCUUGCAGCAGACCGCGCCGCCAGUCGCUAUGUAAUCGAGAACCCCCUCCCGCCCGCCGAUCAGACCCAUGAAGUCGUCCGCGUCGCCGGCACCAACGUCAUCCUCAUCUCCCAAAUGUCCAACAGCGUCCUCCUCAAGGCCACCGUCGAUGACCACGGUGUCAUCACGGACAUUGGUGCCUUCCGAAUCGGCGAAAGCACCUCUGCCCUUCACGGACUGGCUCUUUCCAAAACGGACCCCGGAAAGGUCUGGGUGACCUUGCAAAAGGACAACAAGCUGGUCUUGCUCAACCCUAUCGUAAACUCCAUCAAAGCAGCUCCCGAAGUCAUCAAGGAGAUCGUUGUCCCCAAUCCUGGUCUGGGACCUCAUUAUGUCGGCGAAUAUGGCGAUGAGCUCUGGUCGACCCUUCAGGAUAGUUCGCAUGUGCUCCGAAUCAAUUACAACGACCCUUCAAACUAUACCAUCUACACUGGAAUCCCUCGUCCCAUCUUUAUUGCCCAACACCCAGACAACGGCAAGUUCUACACAGGCGAGGACAACUCAGCCUCGAUCAUGAAGAUUGACCCAGUAGCCAACACCACCUCUCAAUUGCCAAUCCCUGAAACCGCCGGCAUGACCCCCGUCGGCCUCAUUGCCGGUCCUCCGGGCCGCGGCAUCUGGUUCACCCUCCUCGGCAACGCUACCCAGGGCACAGGUACUAUUGGAAACCUCCACAAGGACGACACCAUUACCUACCACACACUGUCCUCUUCCCCCCUGAGCAAAAAGGCAGCCCUGUUGCACUUGGCAUUCGACCCCGAGGCCGAGACCAACUACACGCUCUGGCUCCUCGCCUCGUCGAUCGUCAACAGCAAUGCGCUCGACAUGAUUAUCAAGGUUACGUUUGAUGCUGGAUGGUCCAAGAUUGUGUCGGAGGAUAUUGUUGUUACGCCGACGCAGUUGAACAAGGCUCAUAGGAUCUUGAUUACGCCAACUAAUGUCUUUGCGACCGAGUUGGCUUCGUCCAAGUUGGUUUCUUACUACACCUUGUGA
Messenger RNA from Linnemannia hyalina, 1116 nucleotides. The record is from the annotation of a GenBank genome assembly. Lineage: Eukaryota; Fungi; Mortierellomycota; Mortierellomycetes; Mortierellales; Mortierellaceae.